Cyphellophora attinorum is the source of this 1290-nucleotide messenger RNA. RefSeq names its product SAM50-like protein SPAC17C9.06. Gene Ontology annotation, biological process: protein insertion into mitochondrial outer membrane. The record is from RefSeq and is a predicted model, not a curated record. NCBI's taxonomy places the organism in Eukaryota, Fungi, Ascomycota, Eurotiomycetes, Chaetothyriales, Cyphellophoraceae. The coding region runs from base 1 to 1290 and encodes 429 amino acids. The transcript has 2 exons. Gene Ontology annotation, cellular component: SAM complex; outer membrane.
AUGGCCUCGGUUGAGACCGAAGUGUCGGACGACAUCUUCGCAAAGCUCAAACGAGCAGACCCGAAAGAGCUCGAGCAGCGGCAGGAGGCUAUCAACGAGAGGCUGCAGGCGACCUUCCAGAAGAGCCAGCUAAGACUCGCUGAGCUAAUAGACCGAAACUCGACGUUGCCGACAACAGUAUCGGCAGUCACUGUCCUCGGUGCAACGAACACAAGACGAAGCUUUCUCAAAGGCGUGGUCGAUCCGCUACUGAGCGCGAACCGUGACAGGCCAUAUACGCAGUCCGAGGUUAUACGAGAGUCAGCAGCGGUCGCAGAGAAGCUGAGAGCAUUUGACAUUUUCCACGACCCGGUCUCGAUAUACUUCGAUAAGCCACCACAAAUCGAUGCGGAUACCACACCGACCGAUGUCGCGAUCUUCUACUCGGUGAAAGAGCGGAGUCGGCUUUUCUUGAAAACCGGCACAGACUUAGGCAAUGCAGAGGGUUCAGCAUAUGCAAAUGCACAAUGGCGGAAUAUCUUUGGAGGGGCGGAGACACUGGACGUCAAUGCUUCCUUCGGCACGAAGACACGCUCCUCCUAUUCAGCAACGAUCGACACACCAGUGUUCAGCAACCCAGACCUCAAAUUCCAACUAGGCGGUCUGCAGAGCUCGACGCAGAAGCUCUUCGCGAGCCACGAAGAGAUCCUGCGAGGCGGCUUCUCGAAACUGCGGUGGCUGUCGAAGGCAGGUGUACAUGAGGUCGGCUACAAUGGCUUCAGAAGAACGGUGACUGGACUGGCACAGAACGCCUCUCCGACGGUGCGGAACGAUGCUGGAGAGUCUUUCAAGAGCAGCAUAUCACACACUUGGGUCAACGACCGACGAGAUAACCCGACGUUACCGUCGAGGGGAUACUACAUGAAAACGACGUCUGAGUUGGCCGGCUUCGGGCCCCUAGCAGGCGAUGUGGCUUUCUUCAAGGGCGAGGUGGAACAACAGACGGCGAUCCCUAUUCCCAUACCAGGCAUAAAAGGUGACAGCGGCGUCAGCUUCACCUUCGGUGCUCGUGCCGGCAUGCUCUAUCCUCUCGCUUUGUCCGGUCAGAGCAGUCCAUCACCAUCGAAAAUUAACGAUCGGUUUCAGCUGGGAGGUCCCACAGACGUGCGAGGAUUUAGGUUAUCAGGUUUAGGGCCGCACGAUGGAGCUGACGCGGUUGGCGGAGAUGUGUAUGCUGCUGGCGGUGCUUCUUUACUCAUGCCGCUGCCGAGGGUCGGGCUGAUCGACCACUGCGACUGCAGGCUUUUGUAA